CACCGACCGAAGAGAGGCCACGGUUAGCCGGCCAACCGACCGGUCGGUUCCGGUUUUUUGCUCGGUUAGCCGGCCAACCGAAAAAAAAUACAUUUUCAACAGAAAAAAAACAAAAAUUAAGAAACCAAAAAUUAUGCACCACUUAUAUCGAACCUUAUCUCAUCCUCUCCCCUUUCCUCCUCUGCACCACACAUCUCUCCUCUCUCCUUCCUUCUUCUUCUCUCAAACUCUCACCUUCUUUCUCCAUGGAAACAGAACUCCAUGGAAAACAGAUCUGCAGGCGAGGAGCGGCGGGGCGCGGCAGGGUGCGGCGGGGCGCGGCGAGGUGCGGCUGGGCGCGGCGGGGCGCGGCGAGGUGCGGCUGGGCGCGACGAGGCUCGGCGGGGCGAGGCGCGGCGCCGUUGGAUCCGCCGCCAGAACCAGAGGUCGCCGUUGGAGUCAGAAGAGGGCUGACGAAGUGUUCUUCUUCCAGAACCAGAAGCAAGUUUCUGGAUCCGCCGCCAGAACCAAAGAGGGCGGCCGAAUUCGAAUUUGUGGUGGAGAAAGUUUCUUCUGCCUCUUGCAUGGCCGGCUAGGAGUCAGAAGAGGGCGGACGAAGUUCUUCUUCGUCGCCGUUAUUGCGUCCGUUGUCGCGACGACGAUCCGUCUCCCGCCGGCGGAACCAGGAACGAUGGCCAAGAGGAAGUUGUGGUGGCGGUGGAAGGAGAGGGAGCGGAGGAGGAGGCAGGGUGUCUGUGGAGGUGAGGGUGGAAUGGAAUAGAAGGUCGAUUUAGGGUUUGGGGGUCGGUUUACUUUUAAGUUGUGGGUCGGUUUACUUUCAACCACUUUAUUCUUCCUCUAUUUUUACAUUUUCGGUCUUGGGUCGGUCGGCCGGUUACCCUCGGUUAACCGCCUUCGGUUACUCGGCUAACCGGAGAACCCUUUAGUCUUGCCGAACACCGACCGAGACUCAUAGCCGACCGGUUUUCGGUUAGUGACUAACCGGCAGUUAGCGGUUAAACCCGCCAGUUAGCCGCUAACCGAAAACCGAUCUGCCACCCCUACUCGCCAGAGUACUUCUUUUAACUCCUUUUCCUCAACUCGUGUGGAGGGUCAAUGAAAUUAAGGGGGGUCG
Molecule: messenger RNA, 1114 nt
Organism: Linum trigynum
Lineage: Eukaryota; Viridiplantae; Streptophyta; Magnoliopsida; Malpighiales; Linaceae
Source: the annotation of a GenBank genome assembly